CAACAUUGUCGUUUACAACAUUUUUCAACCUUUGUCCAAUGUCCUCAUCUGUUUUCUACUAACUCUCUUAUUUAUCAUCUUUCUCAGGACCCUCAAUCUUGCCAUGAACAAAGAUUUUCGUUUGCUCUAAUCUUGUGAAGAAAGGUGCUCAUGAUGUGCUAAAAGCAUCGUUUUGUUUCUUUAACAGAUACAUGGCCCAUGAAGCUUUGUGCACUGAGCAUUCAGCUCACAUACUGAGUGUGCUACGCCGAAAAGUCCGGAUUCUCUGCUCGCGAAUGCGGAGGCUGACUAAGAAGCGGCCACGUCUAAAGAUCGUCGUCAAGAGAUUGAGAAAAUUUGGCUCAAGAGUCCGUUCCGGUGAAUCGCUAGGUGCCAAGAACAGUUCGAACAAUGGCCAAUUCAGUUUCUCUUUCCCAGAGAGGCCGAUCCGGGUCGCAACAUUCAACGUAGCGAUGUUCUCUCUCGCGCCCGCCGUCCCAAAUCACGAUGAAACCUCUGUGUUCGAUCACGAAGAAGAAGAGGAACAUUACUUCGUGUUUGGUAAUAAUCAGCAGAAGCCAGGACUUGAUUCUCAGCCUAGGAGCAUAUUGAAGCAGUCUCCUCUGCACCCAUCUGUGAACGGUAGGCCUGCUAGGUCGAAUCUGAAGGUCUCGAUAAAUCUGCCCGAGAACGAGAUCUCCAUAGCCAAUAGCAAGCUGCUUGGCUUCAUUCAAGAGAAUGAUGUCAAGAGCCCGCCGAUCAUGAUCACCAGCAGUGCCAACACUCGAAGCAAAGUCCCUGUCAGAUCACCGAUAUGUUUCCCCUACAGCUUAGCCCUGGGAAAUUCCAGGAGCAAUCACGAAGAGAAUCUGAGGAGUGGCAAGAGCAUCUUAGAAGUGCUUAGGGAGGUGAACGCUGACAUUUUGGCAUUGCAAGAUGUGAAGGCUGAGGAAGAGAAGGGAAUGAGGCCGCUUUCCGACCUGGCAAGUGCUCUGGGAAUGGACUACGUGUUUGCUGAGAGCUGGGCUCCUGAGUAUGGCAACGCGAUCCUGUCGAGGUGGCCAAUCAAGCGGUGGCGGGUUCAGAAGAUAGCUGACGAUGACGACUUCAGGAAUGUGUUGAAGGCCACCAUAGAUGUGCCAUGGGCAGGAGAGCUUAGCUUCAACUGCACACAGCUGGACCACCUGGAUGAGUUCUGGAGGAUGAGGCAGAUCAGAGCAAUCGUUCAGUCAUAUGACCCUCCUCACAUCCUCGCAGGUGGCCUCAACUCACUGGAUGAAUCAGAUUACUCCAUCUCUAGAUGGAUGGACAUUGUCAAGUAUUAUGAGGACAUAGGGAAGCCCACACCAAAGGUUGAAGUAACCAAGUUUUUGAAGGGGAAAGAUUACAUUGAUGCAAAGAACUCUGCUGGGGAUUGUGAGCCUGUGGUCAUCAUUGCAAAAGGUCAAAAUGUGCAAGGCACGUGCAAGUAUGGCACACGUGUGGACUACGUCUGGGCAUCUCCAGAGGCACCUUACAAGUUUGUGCCCAAUUCAUACUCAGUGAUCUCAUCUAAGGGCACUUCAGACCACCACAUAGUCAAGGUUGACGUUGUUAAAACAGGUUGUAAGCCUAGGAAAGACCCUCUCAGACAGAAGAAGGCAAGACAGAUGGCUUUGAAGGUGAGAUACCCUUGGAGAAGUAUAUGGCAAGUAAAAGCCUAAAAAAUUAUAGGGUGAACUGCAAAUUUUUUUUCUUUUUUUCUUAUUUUUAUUGCAUUAGCCAAGCCCAAUUUCUGGGCUUCCACUGAUAAUUUUUAUAUGGUCUCUCCUCCAUGUUGGAGGAAGAGUUGUGUAUCCCUUUUUAGGGGGGCUGAAGUGUUCUAACUUCUUAGAAGUCUCACAAUUAAUCUCACAUGUCCUGAUAUUCCCCUGUCA
Eucalyptus grandis is the source of this 1895-nucleotide messenger RNA. RefSeq lists its product as uncharacterized. Gene Ontology annotation, biological process: GPI anchor biosynthetic process. The transcript has 4 exons. Bases 192 to 1682 code for a protein of 496 amino acids. NCBI's taxonomy places the organism in Eukaryota, Viridiplantae, Streptophyta, Magnoliopsida, Myrtales, Myrtaceae. Gene Ontology annotation, molecular function: catalytic activity. Gene Ontology annotation, cellular component: endoplasmic reticulum. The record is from RefSeq and is a predicted model, not a curated record.